UCCUCGGCUGUGUGGUGUGCAUAAAGCGUAAGCCUUCGCUGAAACGUCUCUUGUGGCAGAUGUCCCUUGGAUUUACUUCUUGGAGUCAACCCAGCAGACCCCUGAUGACCGUUGGAUGUUACUGACGAGCCAUGACUGCAGUGUCUCAAAGUCUCCUUUGCAAGUGUCUACCACUUUUUCUCUCAUUAUUAGGCUUGGCUUGGUGUUCAGAUCAUGAGACUCGACUGGUGAAGGAACUGUUCAAGGGCUACAACAAAGUGGUCCGGCCAGUUGAAGACCACCGCCAUGCAGUUGUGGUAACAGUUGGCCUGCAGCUCAUACAGCUUAUUAGCGUGGAUGAAGUGAAUCAGAUUGUAACGACCAACGUGAGGCUGAAGCAGCAAUGGGUUGAUGUCAAUUUAAAGUGGAAUCCAGAUGAGUAUGGGGGGAUAAAAAAGAUCAGGAUCCCUUCAACCGAUAUUUGGCGCCCAGAUCUCGUCCUCUACAACAAUGCCGACGGUGACUUUGCCAUUGUGCAUGAAACCAAAGUACUUCUGGAACACAGUGGGAAGAUCACCUGGACCCCUCCUGCUAUUUUUAAAAGCUACUGUGAGAUUAUUGUGACACACUUCCCAUUUGACCUGCAGAAUUGCAGCAUGAAGCUGGGUACCUGGACGUAUGAUGGCACGUGUGUCGUUAUCAACCCGGAAAACGACCGUCCAGACUUAAGCAACUUCAUGGAAAGCGGAGAGUGGGUUAUGAAAGACUAUCGCAGCUGGAAGCACUGGGUCUAUUACUCCUGCUGCCCUGACACGCCAUAUCUGGACAUCACCUACCACUUCCUCAUGCUGCGCCUACCUCUCUACUUCAUUGUUAACGUCAUUAUUCCCUGUCUGCUUUUUUCCUUCUUGACUGGACUGGUGUUUUAUCUUCCUACUGACUCAGGUGAGAAGAUGACUCUGAGCAUCUCGGUCUUGCUGUCCCUGACUGUCUUCCUCCUGGUUAUUGUGGAGCUCAUCCCCUCCACAUCCAGCGCCGUGCCCCUAAUUGGCAAAUAUAUGCUCUUCACCAUGGUAUUUGUCAUCACAUCCAUCAUCAUUACAGUGAUCGUGAUUAACACCCACCAUCGCUCUCCCAGCACACACACCAUGCCCCAUUGGGUGCGCAAGAUUUUUAUCGAUACCAUUCCAAACAUUAUGUUCUUCUCCACAAUGAAGCGGCCUUCCAGAGACAAACAUGAUAAGCACAUUUUCACGAAGGAUAUUGACAUCUCUGAUAUUUCCGGGAAGCCCAGUCCUGCCUCAGUUACUUUCCAGUCACCAAUAACCAAAAACCCUGAUGUGAAAAGUGCAAUUGAAGGUGUCAAGUACAUCGCUGAGACAAUGAAGUCUGACCAGGAGUCCAACAAUGCAGCUGAAGAGUGGAAAUUUGUGGCAAUGGUCAUUGAUCACAUCUUGCUUUGUGUCUUCAUGCUUGUUUGUAUCAUUGGCACAUUGGGCGUCUUUGCUGGGCGCAUCAUUGAGCUGAAUAUGCAAGAAUAAAGAGUUUCUUUUGGCUGGUGGGGGGGUUCCCUGGUUCCCUUUGUUUUAUGGCUGAAUUAUUGUGAAGUUUUGAAAAGUUUGGAAAGUCAACCUUUUAAAAUAAUAUGCUUAUAUUAAAUAAAGUACAACAUUAUUACAGCAGAGUAUGAGAAUAAUGUGCCAGCACAGAGGUUAUCUGUCAGUUCUGGGUACAAUGGGGAAUCCUAGUGUAGAAGCGCUGAUAUUUAAACUUAAUUACAAUACCCCCUGUUUCUAAUAUUUGGUUAUAUUAGGAUGAGUUUAUUCUCUUUCUCAGAGCCACUUUACAGCCUUUCCUCUUUUAUGAAAAUCACAAUUUUCAUCAGAUUUUAAAUUAUCGCCUACAAAAGAUGGGAGAGGUGUGUCUGAUUGUAUUCUCCAUGGGUUCCAAAAUUUAGAACCUACUACUUACAGAAGGUAGCAAUGAUGACAAAUGAAGGAUUUAUAUAAUACAAUAUUUUCUAAAAUUGCAUUAGUGAGCUCCACCAGUGCCACAUUAAUAGUGCCAUUCUGUAAGAAAGAGGGCAGCAUGAACCAUUUUAACUAAAUUAGUGAUUUAUCUUAUAGAUUGAAAAACAGCAGACAGUUGGAGCAGCUAUUGUGAAAUAUAUAACGUGUAAUGUUUUUGAUAUCCAUUUUUUAAGGUAUUGUUUUUGUAUGAUACUGAAUAUGUUGUUGUAUAUAACAUCUGAAGGAGAAAUAAAGUUCUACUUCUCUUCGA
Polypterus senegalus (gray bichir) is the source of this 2259-nucleotide messenger RNA. RefSeq names its product acetylcholine receptor subunit alpha. Gene Ontology annotation, biological process: signal transduction; nervous system process; regulation of membrane potential. The record is from RefSeq and is a predicted model, not a curated record. Gene Ontology annotation, molecular function: transmembrane signaling receptor activity; acetylcholine-gated monoatomic cation-selective channel activity. The coding region runs from base 132 to 1520 and encodes 462 amino acids. NCBI's taxonomy places the organism in Eukaryota, Metazoa, Chordata, Cladistia, Polypteriformes, Polypteridae. The transcript has 9 exons. Gene Ontology annotation, cellular component: neuron projection; synapse; postsynaptic membrane.